CGCUUUUAACCCUUCAGCCUUACCGUAGCAAUACGCGCUUUCAGAGAAGAAACAUGGCGACUGCGGUCGUUAGCCGUCCUGCGAGUGUCCUUUCCAGGUUUUCUACUGCAGCUUCCUGCUCCCCUGUGGUACUGUCAACCAACCCUGUUACUGUCCAGCAGAGGAAGGUGCAUCAUGCUGUCAUCCCCAGGGGCAAAGGGGGUCGUUCCUCCUUCAGUGGGGUAGCAGCCACAGUCUUUGGAGCCACUGGGUUUUUGGGCAGAUAUGUAGUCAACCGCCUGGGUCGUAUGGGUUCUCAGAUUGUGAUUCCUCACCGUUGUGACCAGUAUGACCUAAUGUACCUCAGGCCCAUGGGGGAUCUUGGACAGAUCAUCUUUAUGGAGUGGGAUGCCAGGAACAAGGAUUCCAUCAGCGAUGCUUUGGCUCACUCCAAUGUGGUCAUCAACCUGGUGGGACGAGAGUGGGAGACGAAGAAUUUCCCCUUUGAGGAAACCUAUGUGGGAAUCCCGCAACGGAUAGCCAAGGCCACUCGGGAGGCCGGUAUCACAAAGCUGAUCCACAUGUCUCACCUCAAUGCUGACAUUCGCAGCUCCUCCAAAUACCUCAGGAACAAGGCAGUGGGUGAGAUGGCUGUGAGAGAUGAAUUCCCUGACGCCGUCAUCAUGAAGCCCUCUGAGAUGUUUGGAAGGGAGGACAAAUUCUUCAACCAUUUUGCCAACAUGCGCUGGUUUGGAAGAGCUGUGCCCCUCAUCGGCAUGGGGAAGUCGACGGUGAAGCAGCCUGUCCAUGUGGUGGAUGUGGCCAAGGCUAUCAUCAAUGCCAUCAAAGACCCUGAUGCCAAUGGGAAGACAUACGCGCUAGUUGGUCCGAACCGUUAUCUCCUUCAUGAUCUGGUGGAGUAUUUAUAUGCUGUGGCACACAGACCCUUUGUGCCUUAUCCACUCCCACGCCCUCUGUAUCAUCUUGUUGCACGCUUCUUUGCAAUGAACCCAUUUGAGCCUUGGACAACUCCUGACAAAGUAGACCGGUUCCACACCACAGAUAUGAAGUAUCCAGGGCUUCCUGGCUUGGAAGACCUGGGCAUCGUCCCUGCCACUGUGGAGCAGAAGGCCAUCGAGGUUCUGCGUCGCCACCGUCGCUUCCGCUUCCUGGAGGCUGAGCUGGAUACCAAGCCGGCCAAGACUGUUAGCUAUUAAGACCUCUGGCUGAACGCCCAACACCAGGCAGAUCCUCUAAUGCUGUCAAUGAUAAUUAUUCUGUACAUAAAUAAAAUAUAAUAUUCAAAA
This is a messenger RNA of Esox lucius (northern pike), 1286 nucleotides long. It is a transcript of the gene ndufa9a, whose product is annotated as NADH:ubiquinone oxidoreductase subunit A9a. The transcript has 11 exons. The record is from RefSeq and is a predicted model, not a curated record. Gene Ontology annotation, cellular component: mitochondrion. The coding region runs from base 54 to 1196 and encodes 380 amino acids. Gene Ontology annotation, molecular function: protein-containing complex binding. Lineage: Eukaryota; Metazoa; Chordata; Actinopteri; Esociformes; Esocidae.